Alnus glutinosa is the source of this 3284-nucleotide messenger RNA. RefSeq lists its product as uncharacterized. Lineage: Eukaryota; Viridiplantae; Streptophyta; Magnoliopsida; Fagales; Betulaceae. The transcript has 7 exons. Gene Ontology annotation, molecular function: calcium ion binding; S-adenosyl-L-methionine transmembrane transporter activity. The coding region runs from base 515 to 2956 and encodes 813 amino acids. Gene Ontology annotation, cellular component: mitochondrial inner membrane. Gene Ontology annotation, biological process: transmembrane transport. The record is from RefSeq and is a predicted model, not a curated record.
GCUCUCUUCUUCUUCCUCUGCCACCCAUACAUCUUCUCUCGGUCUGAACCGAAAAACGGUGUCGCAGGGUCCAAAACUCAUCUAAGAUUAGCUAAUCGGAUUCCAAAGUAAAGCUAAGAUUUCGUACACUGUAAUACAACUCUCUCAUUUUCAAGCUCUUUGGCACAAGUACUUAUUUGGCUCUCGAGUUGAGCGCAACGAAAUGUACAGUUUCGCUCCAGUUCCAAGUCCGUGCAGCUAGGGUUUCCGGGUCCAAGAUUCAUUUUUAUAGGAUCACACCCGCUCGCUCGCUCGCGCUUGAGAAUAUUCUGCUUCAGUUCAAUAACCGGGGUUUUUUUUUUUUUGUUAACUGAAAUUUAUGUCUGUUUUAUUAUGAAUUUGUGCUAAAUUGUAAGGAUUACGUUUAUGGAUUCCGUGCUUUUUUGAAUCGGUGCCGAAUUUUGUUUAUUGUUUUUUUUGGGAUAUUUGAUAUACAGUUGUAUAUUGGAGUGGAAAGUGUUAGGGUUUGUUAGUAAUGGUGUCUGCGAAUGACCCUAUUGAAUCGUUUUGCAAUUCGAUUCAAGCUGUGAAAGAGGUGCUUUCGCCGCUCGAGUUAGGCAUUCGGAAAGCGGCUAGAGAUCUUGAACAUUGCUGGGGAGGUGGCCCAAACAACAAAGGGAACAGUGUUGGAUUGGUUAACCAGGUGAGUGGUGUUGAUAGGAAUCGUAAGGUUCAGAUCUGUGGUGUGAAGAACAAGAGUGGUCAGUGUGUUGUUGGUGAUGAGGGAAAGAAGGGCUUGUCCAUUAAGGUUCCGAUUAAGGCCUUCUUGGGUAUGUUUUCGCAGAAUUCGGGAAAUGGGCAUCGAGCCGAGGUGCCCAAUGGUGGGUUGAAGGAGAGGGAUUCGGGUAAGGAGGAUUUUGGAUCUUGUGUGAAUUGCCUGCAGUUUGCUGUCACUUGGUCUUUGUUGCUGAACAGUUUCGUUCAGGCGUUUCCGAGCCCGUUCAAGACGGGCAAGAAACGGUUUCAGAAAACUGGUGAUGAAGAUAAAUUGUGUUCCUGUAUGAAGCCAAAGGUUUCAUUUGAAGUGAAACAAAGGGAAUCUAAGGAACGGUGUGAUAGAACAUUUUGGAAUGAAGGAAAACAUGUGUCACUUGAGUCCUUUAUAGGUUUUAUUUUUGAUCAGUUAGCUCAGAAUCUUCAGAAGUUUGAUCAGGGUGUGCAAAAAGAUCAGAAGAGUUUUGACACUUCUCUGCCGCCGCCCUCUUCCUUUCAGUUUGAUCAUUUGAAGGCACUCACUAGUCUUUUGGAGGGUCGAAAAGCAGAUGUGAAUGGGCUUUUAGGAAAUCUGAGUUUUGCUAGAGUGGGAGGUGUGCCAUCGAGCGUAGUUGGAGUAACUUCUUCGGUUGAUGAAGAGACCGAUGAUGGUGUUCCAGCUGGGAAUGGGGAAGAAACUAGUGGCAGUUUACCGCAGAAGCUGGCCAGUGGCAUACUUAGCAUCCCUCUAUCGAAUGUGGAGCGCUUGAGAUCAAUAUUACCCACUGUUUCAUUGACAGAACUAAUUGAGCUCGUACCACAGUUGGGGCGUACUUCUAAAGAUUAUCCUGACAAGAAGAAACUAUUCUCUGUCCAGGAUUUCUUUAGAUACACAGAAGCGGAAGGAAGGAGAUUCUUUGACGAGUUGGAUAGGGAUGGUGAUGGCCAAGUAACUUUGGAAGAUCUUGAAGUUGCAUUUAAAAAGAGAAAAUUGCCACGAAGAUAUGCUCAUGAUUUUAUGCGCCGCACUAGAAGUCACUUAUUUACGAAAUCAAUUGGUUGGAAACAGUUUUUGUCCUUGAUGGAACAGAAGGAACCAACCAUUCUUCGUGCAUAUACUUCUCUCUGUCUGAGCAAGUCUGGGACACUGCAAAAGAGUGAAAUAUUGGCAUCACUAAAAAAUGCAGGGCUUCCAGCAAAUGAAGACAAUGCUGUUGCUAUGAUGCGAUUUCUGAAUGCAGAUACAGAAGGACCCAUUGCUUAUGGACAUUUCCGAAACUUUAUGCUUCUUCUCCCUUCUGAUCGACUUCAAGAUGAUCCUCGGAGUAUCUGGUUUGAAGCUGCAACUGUUGUUGCUGUUGCACCGCCUGUGGAAAUACCAGCUGGAAGUGUUCUGAGAUCUGCAUUGGCAGGAGGCCUAUCUUGUGCACUUUCUUGUAGUUUAAUGCACCCUGUCGAUACAAUAAAGACUCGGGUACAAGCAUCAACGCUAAGCUUCCCUGAAAUCAUUUCAAAGCUUCCACAGAUUGGGGUUCGGGGGUUAUACAGGGGUUCAAUCCCUGCAAUUCUUGGCCAAUUUUCAAGCCAUGCUCUGCGAACUGGAAUAUUUGAAGCAAGUAAACUUGUUUUAAUAAAUGUCGCUCCAACACUUCCAGACAUCCAGGUCCAAUCUCUAUCAUCAUUCUGCAGCACAUUUUUGGGGACGGCAGUACGGAUCCCUUGUGAGGUAUUAAAACAGCGGCUGCAGGCUGGCAUUUUUGACAAUGUGGGAGAGGGUAUUGUUGCGACUUGGCAACAAGAUGGGCUUAAAGGUUUCUUUCGUGGGACUGGUGCCACUCUUUGUCGGGAGGUUCCAUUCUAUGUUGCUGGCACAGGGCUUUAUUUUGAAUCCAAAAAGGUUGUACAGCGACUUCUGGGGAGGGAUCUGGAGCCCUGGGAAACGAUCGCUGUUGGGGCUUUAUCUGGCGGGCUAGCUGCUGUUGUCACUACACCCUUUGAUGUGAUGAAGACUAGGAUGAUGACUGCUAAGGGUCGAUCUAUACCAAUGUCAGUGGUGGCCUUCUCUAUACUUCGACAUGAGGGACCCCUGGGCUUAUUCAAAGGAGCGGUACCCAGGUUCUUCUGGAUUGCUCCCUUGGGGGCCAUGAACUUUGCAGGCUACGAGCUUGCAAGGAAGGCCAUGGACAAAAAUGACGAGCUUGCAAGGAAGGCUAUGGACGAAUGAGGAGCUAGCAGGGGACCAGCUGUCUCAGAAGAAGGUGGCAAGUUCUGGACAAAGUUUUGAAGUGAGAAAUCUGGUAUACAGCUUUUGGCUUUUUAUGCGAUAUAGCAAGUCGAUGCUGCUGGAAGUUUUGAGCUUUUUUCCUAGUUUACUAGCAGCAUGUUUUUUGAAAUUCCUAUCUGCCGACAUCUCUGCCUUUUUUUCUUUUUUAAUUGCAAUUUCAUUACUUGUUUCAAACUUUCUUGCCUGCUUUGAUGGCAGUGCAAACAUGCUCAUUGUAUUUUGUAUAUUGCUUACAGUUCUUUAUCAAAUUUUGUACAUUUCAUGUGCA